Messenger RNA from Urocitellus parryii (Arctic ground squirrel), 490 nucleotides. The record is from RefSeq and is a predicted model, not a curated record. NCBI's taxonomy places the organism in Eukaryota, Metazoa, Chordata, Mammalia, Rodentia, Sciuridae.
GCUGAGCAAAGAAACAGCAGUGGUGUGGAGGAAAGGAACAGAGACCCUCAGGGAAGGCCACAGACACAGCCUGCGACAGGAGGGAGCCAUGUGUGAGCUGCAGAUCCGGGGCCUGGCUCUGGAAGAUGCUGGGGAGUACUCCUGCAUGUGUGGGCAGGAGAGGACCUCGGCCACGCUGACCAUCAAGGCCCUGCCUGCACGAUUCACUGAAAAUCUGAAGUCCAGGGAGGCCAUGGAAGGGACCACAGCCACACUGAGGUGUGAACUCAGCAGAAAGGCUCCUGUGGAGUGGAGGAAGGGUGUGAAGACCCUCACCAGUGGGGACAGACUCCGCCUGAGGCAGGACGGGGCUGUGUGUGAGCUGCAGAUCUCCGGCCUGGCCACAACUGAUGCUGGGGAGUACUCGUGCGUGUGCGGGGAGGAGAAGACAGCAGCCACAUUGACCGUGAGGGGUAAAGACUACGUGGCAGAAUAGAUCUGUGUUCUGGUG